AUGCGUUCACUCAGGGCUAACCGCCUCGCCCUGCGGCCCCUCCCCCGAUAUGCGUCCACCGCGGCCCCCAAGACGACGGCCAUCCAGUCGGUGCUGAUUGCCAACCGCGGCGAGAUUGCCCUGCGAAUCAACAAGACGGCCGAGCGCAUGGGCAUCCGCGCCACCACCGUCUACACCGACGUCGACGCCCACGCCUGGCACGCGUCGGCCGGGAUCCAGUCGCUCUCCCUCGGCGGCGCCAAGGGCUACCUCGACGGCGACAAGAUCAUCUCCCUGGCCAAGAGCCACGGUGUGCAGGCCCUGCACCCGGGCUACGGCUUCCUAUCCGAGAACCCGGCCUUUGCCCGCCGCUGCGAGCAGGAGGGCAUCGUCUUCAUCGGCCCCCCUCCCUCGGCCAUGGCUGACAUGGGCGACAAGGCCCGCUCCAAGGAGAUUAUGAAUGCCGCCAACGUGCCCUGCGUGCCCGGCUACCACGGCCCCGACCAGGGCGAGCAGCAGCUGCUGGCGCACGCCAAGGACGUCACCUUUCCCGUGCUUCUCAAGAGCGUCCGCGGCGGCGGCGGCAAGGGCAUGCGCAUCGUCCUGACCGAGGACGAGUUCAUGACGCAGCUCAAGAGCGCCCGCGCCGAGGCCAAGGCAUCCUUUGGCGAGGGCGGCGAGGUUAUGCUGGUCGAGAAGUACAUUGUGCGCCCGCGCCACGUCGAGGUCCAAGUUUUUGCCGACAAGCAUGGCAACACGGUCGCGCUUGGAGAGCGCGACUGCAGCGUGCAGCGCAGACACCAAAAAGUCCUCGAAGAGUCGCCCGCACCCGACCUGGACACGGCCACCCAGCAGGACCUCUGGAACAAGGCCCGCCUGGCGGCCUCGGCCGUCGGCUACGUCGGCGCCGGCACCGUCGAGUUCAUCCUCGACAAGGAUAGCGGCAAGUUUUACUUCAUGGAAAUGAACACGCGCCUACAGGUCGAGCACCCCGUCACCGAGAUGGUGACGGGCGUAGACCUGGUGGAGUGGCAGUUUCGCAUCGCCGCCGGCGAGAAGCUGCCGCUGAACCAGGCUGAGGUGGAGAAGCAAAUGGCCCAGCGCGGCGCCGCCAUUGAGGCUCGCGUCUACGCCGAGAAUCCCGAAAAGGGCUUCAUGCCCGACUCUGGCAAGCUCGUCCACGCCGUCCUGGCCGAGAGCCUCAAGGGGGAUGAGGACGUUCGGCUGGACUGGGGCUUCGGCUCCGGCAGCGUCGUCUCCGAGGCGUACGAUGGCAUGAUUGCCAAGCUGAUUGUUCGUGGAGAUACGCGCGAGACAGCUAUUGCCAAGCUAGCCGGCGCUCUGCGCAAGUUUGAGAUUGUCGGUCUCAGCACCAACGUCGAGUUCCUGAAGCGCCUCUGCGAGUCGCCUGCUUUCAUCGCGGGCGACGUCGAGACUGGCUUCAUCGACAAGUGGCGCGACGAUCUGUUCAAGCCCCGGCACAUCAAGGGUGAAGUCUUUGCCCAGGCCGCCCUCGGCGUUUUGAGCUUCCAGGCCGAGGAGCCCGGUCCCCAUGGCUUGUCUCUUGGCUUCGGCGCGCCCAACGCCACCAGCGAGCGCAAGCUUGCUUUCAAGGUCCUUGACGGCUACAGCGCCAACGAGGGUGAGGUGGUCGAAGCCAGUGUCGCCCAGACCGGACAUGAUCUCUACACAAUUUCCAUCGCCCGCAAGGGACAGGACGCCCCCGAGGUCUUUACCAACAUCUCGACCAAGCGUACCACCGAGGACGCCGUUACCAAGCUCAAUUCGCUCUUCUCCCAUGAGCGCAUCCAGUCUACGGUUGUUCCACAAGAGGACGGCAACGACACCAAGGUGACCAUAUUCCAGCAUGGUGUCAAGACAGAGCUGUCCCUGCUGCCCCCGCAAUGGUACGAAAAGGCCCUUGGCCUCAAGGAAAUUUCUGCCUCUGUGGCCGCUCCCAUGCCAUGCAAGAUCCUCAAGAACGAGGUCCAAGAGGGUCAGACUGUCACAAAAGGCACCCCUCUGGUUGUGAUUGAGUCCAUGAAGAUGGAGACUGUCAUCCGCUCUCCUCAGGAUGGUGUCAUCAAGAAGCUCGCCCACAAGGAGGGCGAUAUUUGCAAGGCCGGCACCAUCCUUGUUCUCUUUGAAGAGGAUCCCAAGGCGGAGGAGUAA
Molecule: messenger RNA, 2151 nt
Organism: Cordyceps militaris CM01
Lineage: Eukaryota; Fungi; Ascomycota; Sordariomycetes; Hypocreales; Cordycipitaceae
Product: methylcrotonoyl-CoA carboxylase alpha chain
Exons: 1
Coding region: 1-2151 (716 amino acids)
Cellular component (GO): mitochondrion
Molecular function (GO): metal ion binding; ATP binding; methylcrotonoyl-CoA carboxylase activity
Source: RefSeq, a predicted model, not a curated record